CUCGAUUUAUUCACAAUCAGCAGCUGAACUGAACUUUACGUUUAGUCGUCCUUGUAAAACGUUUCAACAAAAUAAAUAAAGAAUUAAUUAUAUACUGCAAAUUUUGCGUAACGGUGUAAUUUUUUUGAAAUUAUGGAGGAAUUAUCUGAACGAGUUAAUAUUUUGGAGGCGUUGGUGUCAAAGUUGGUGAAAUGGACGCAUUUCGUCCCAGAUGAUAAAGAAGACGUUGGAACAACAAAUAAAGAAAAUUCGCCAGACGAAAAGUUCCAAAAUUACGAAAACUCCGCACCAAUUUCGUAUCAUGAUUCAGAUCAAAUCGAUAUCGAGGAUGGAAUUAAAGUGGAAAAUGACGAGGAAGAAAUGAUCACUAAUGACAUUCCAUCCUAUGAGGAGGACGAGGAUAAAUCCAGCGAAUACGGUCAAUCGACGUAUAAUGACCCGCUUGGCGACAUCAUUCCUAGCUGUGUGUGUGGUCCAAAAAAACCGUCGGCUUAUCGAAAGGAGGAAAAACCCAGCCGUAUUUUCACCGGAGAUGCAUGUCCCCCUGAGGAGGAUGAAGUUACGAUAAUCGAUGGGGAUGAAAAUGAAGACGUUAUUUUAUGUGACGACGAAAUACCUUCGACAAGUCAAAAUAUUAGACGCCCAACCAGAAUCCAAUUUAUAUCCUCGCGUUCUCAUAAAAAAGUCAAGAGACGCAAGAUAAGAACGCCUGUCACCGCCCUCGAAUCUGAAGUGGUCACUUGUCCCGUUUGCAACAAAGGCUUAAAAUCCAAACACAGCUUGAAAAUGCAUCUCUUCACGAUUCACCAUGCCGAGGCGAAAUUCGAAUGUGUCGUAUGCCAGGAAAAAUUCAUGGUUAAAGAAGACCUUGAUCAACACCGCAUCCAUGGUUGCACCCCAGUCACCUUAAAAUGCGCUAAUUGUCCCCUCAUGUUCCGAAAACAUGUCGAUCUUUACACCCACAUUCGGACCGACCAUCCCGAAUUGUCAUAUCCUUGUCCCCACUGUGACAAAACGUUCGCCCGAAGGUACAACUUGGCCCGGCACGAAAGGACCCAUCGCGAAAUCACAUUUGAGCAUAAAUGCUCCGUUUGCUUGACUAAAUUCGCGAAAAUGUCAGGGCUCAAAGUUCACCUGAAAGGUCACGAACUUGAGCACAAGUAUUACAAGUCGGUCAAAUCAUUCGCGUGUGCCCACUGCGCUAAAGAAUUUGCCAUCAAACAAAGUUUGCAACUUCACCAAACCUUUCACCAGAAUGAGGACGAAAAGCCGUUCGCGUGUGGUGAAUGUGAAGUCCGCUUUGCGACGGAGGCCUUGCUGCUGAAUCAUUUUGAGACGACGAAACAACAUGGAAAACAUAAUCUUCGGUGUUUAUACUGUGAAAAAACUUUCGAAAGGAAGUACAACUUGGUUCGUCACGAAUUGUCGCAUACGCAUGGGCGACGAAGACCUCGGAAUGGACCGCCGAUGCCGAACCCUGCCGUUUUGAAGGCAAGGGAGGAAGAACGUUUGGAAAAGUUCGCUCUUGGCGGUGAAGAAAGUAAUGGGAAUGAGAGCGACGGAAAUCGUAUGGAAGGAGAUGAAGACGACAGCGAUUGUUUUAUUCAGCAGCCGUAUGAAUAUGCAUAUUAAUUUUUUGGUGUAUGUAGGUUUAUCGAAAUGCAGUUGUCAGUAAAUAUUUUGUUAUUGAAAGAUUUUUUUAGUGAUAACUUGGAUAUUGAACAUUAAGACAAUUUUCAUAAUAAAAUGUUCCCCAAGUUAAGUAAAUGAACUUAUCCACUCGA
Molecule: messenger RNA, 1784 nt
Organism: Folsomia candida
Lineage: Eukaryota; Metazoa; Arthropoda; Collembola; Entomobryomorpha; Isotomidae
Product: zinc finger protein 84
Exons: 6
Coding region: 133-1632 (499 amino acids)
Biological process (GO): regulation of transcription by RNA polymerase II
Cellular component (GO): nucleus
Molecular function (GO): DNA-binding transcription factor activity, RNA polymerase II-specific; RNA polymerase II transcription regulatory region sequence-specific DNA binding
Source: RefSeq, a predicted model, not a curated record